Messenger RNA from Echinops telfairi (small Madagascar hedgehog), 398 nucleotides. It is a transcript of the gene S100A6, whose product is annotated as S100 calcium binding protein A6. The coding region runs from base 38 to 310 and encodes 90 amino acids. The record is from RefSeq and is a predicted model, not a curated record. NCBI's taxonomy places the organism in Eukaryota, Metazoa, Chordata, Mammalia, Afrosoricida, Tenrecidae. Gene Ontology annotation, molecular function: S100 protein binding; calcium ion binding. Gene Ontology annotation, cellular component: nucleus; perinuclear region of cytoplasm; cytoplasm. The transcript has 2 exons.
UGGCCGCUCAUGUGUCCCCAGCUCCAAGAUCUUUGCUAUGGCAUGCCCCCUGGACCAGGCUAUCGGCCUCCUGGUGGUGGUCUUCCACAAGUACUCUAGCAGAGAGGGAGACAAGAGCACCCUGAGCAAGAAGGAGCUGAAGGAGCUGAUCCAGAAGGAGCUGACCGUCGGCGCGAGGCUGCAGGACGCAGAGAUUGCCAAGCUGAUGGACGACCUGGACCAGAACAAGGACCAGGAGGUGAACUUCCAGGAGUACGUCACCUUCCUGGGGGCCUUGGCGAUGAUCUAUAACGAGGCCCUCACUGGCUGAUCAUAAACCCUUUUAGGGCCCCCACUGAGUCCAAUCCAGUGAUGGGGAGUUGUACAAUAAAUAUAUAUCUUUUGGGGGGUCAGAUCUA